CUAAUGUGUUUCCGGGAACUUCCUUCCUUUGUGUUGUGUAAAUUUUAAUUGAUUUUGGAUUGGUAUGCAACAUUGAUGAUUGAAACAGAAUGCCUAAAAUGAAGAAAAAAUCAGUUCGUCAAAAGAAUUUGGAAGAAAAGCUACAUAAGAGACUUCAAAGACAUUCAAAGUUAGCAUUCCAGUCAAAACAGACCACUGAAAAAGGAACCGAAACAAUAAAGUCUGACAGAAAUAAAAUGGUUUCAUCUCCUGAUCAGACUAAUAACCAGCCAACACUGGUUCAUAGCAAUGAUAACAGUCGAAGUGGUCAUCUACAGAGCCAAAUACCAAAAAGUGACAAAAGAAUUGCAGCAUCAAAAAACAAACUACGGGAAUAUUUCAGAAAAAAUUCUGGGGAAAAACCUGAUAAAUCCAGUGUAGUUAACAUGAUGGCUAAUAAAUCCUCAAAAACCCAUAUUGGAGAUAAACCUUUAACCUGUGACAUAUGUUGUAAAGAGUUUAAUAAAAUGAGACUCUUACAGGUACAUAUGAGAACACACACUGGAGAACAACCUUAUACAUGUGAUAUUUGUUGUAAAGAGUUUAAGGGAAAGAAAGUAUUCCUGAUACAUAUGAGAACACACACUGGAGAAAAACCUUAUAAAUGUGAUAUUUGUUGUAUAGGGUUUAAGGGAAAGAAAGUUUUCCUGAUACAUAUGAGAACACACACUGGAGAAAAACCUUAUAAAUGUGAUAUUUGUUCUAAAGGGUUUAUUGGAGAGACAAAAUUACAGUUACAUAUGAGAACACACACUGGAGAAAAACCUUAUAAAUGUGAUAUUUGUUGUAAAGCUUUUGGUCGUAGAACCUCCUUAACUAGACAUAGGAACAUACAUCAUGGUCAUCUACAGAGCCAAAUACCAAAAAAUGACAAAAGAAUUGCAGCAUCAAAAAACAAAGUACGGGAAUAUUUAAGAAAAAAUACCGGAAAAAAACCUGAUAAAUCUGGUGUAGUUAACACGAUGGCUAAUGUCAGAAAUGUUUUUGACAAUGGUCAGGAUCCCACAGGAAUUAAAACUGCAAAUGAACAAAACAUAUGUGUUGUGAAUGAUAAAAGCUUUAGUCAAGAUAAACAGUCAUUACUACAUAUGAGGAAAGAGACUUCUGAUAACUUACCUUUUACAUGUGAGAUAUGUGGUAAAGGGUUUAAGGGAGAGAUAAGAUUACAAGUGCAUAUGAGAACGCACACUGGAGAAACACCUUAUAAAUGUGAUAUUUGUUUUAAAGGGUUUAUUCAAAGGUGCACCUUAGCUAACCAUAUGAAAAUACAUGCUGUUCAUUGUAAAAUAUGCGAUUAUGCAAAUUGCCAAUGUCAUUUACAGAAAUACUCGCCAAAAGGUGAAUUUGCUGCAUCAAAAAAUAUACUAAGAAAGUUUUUAAUAAAACAAACAGAAAUUAAACCUGAUAAAUUUGGUGUAAAUAACACAAUGGCUAAUGUCAGUAAUCUCUGCAGCAAUGAUCAGGAGCCCACAAGAACUGAAACUGAAAACCAACAAUUUAUAUGCGGUGUAUGUGGUGAAAUAUUUAAUGGCGAUAAACCGUUAGUACUACACAUGAGAAAACAUGCUUGUAAUAAACUUUUUACAUGUGACAUAUGUAACAAAAGGUUUUACCAAAGAUUCAACUUACUAGUACAUAUGAGAAUUCAUACUGGAGAAAAACUUGGAACUUGUGACAUAUGUUUUAAAAAGUUUACUGAAGGGAAGAGCUUACAGAUACAUAAAAGUACACACUCACAAGAAAAAUCUUACAAAUGUGAUGUGUGCUUUAAAGGUUUUUUUGGAAGAAAUUCAUUAACUAGACAUAUGAAAAUACAUACCUGUGAUGUAACUAACACUGUGGCUAAUGACAGAAAUCAUAUUAGCAAUGAUCAUGAUCACACAAUAUCAAAUAAUGAUCAAGAUCACCAUGAUCACACAAUAUCAAAUAAUGAUCAAGAUCACCAUGAUCACACAAUAUUAAAUACUGAUCAAGAUUACACAAUAUCAAAUACUGAUCAAGAUCACACAAUAUCAAAUAUUGCUCAAGAUCACACAAUAUCAAAUACUGAUCAAGAUCACACAAUAUCAAAUAUUGAUCAAGAUCACACAAUAUCAAAUACUGAUCAAGAUUACACAAUAUCAAAUAUUGAUCAAGAUCACACAAUAUCAAAAACUGAUCAAGAUCACACAAUAUCAAAUACUGAUCAAGAUUACACAAUAUCAAAUAUUGAUCAAGAUCACACAAUAUCAAAUACUGAUUAAGAUCACACAAUAUCAAAUAAUGAUCAAGAUCACACAAUAUCAAAUACUGAUCAAGAUUUCACAAUAUCAAAUGCUGAUCAAGAUCACACAAUAUCAAAUGCUGAUCAAGAUCACACAAUAUCAAAUAUUAUUAAUGAACAAUUUUUAUGUGGUAUGUGUGGUAAAAGAUUUAGUGGAGACAAUAAAUUACGACUACACGUAAAAAUUACACACAAAACAUAAUUAUCUGUGAUCAUGUGAUUAACCUAUUUUGAUCAUGUGAUGAACAUUUUAGAUGUAACAUAAUUAUGAUGUAAAUGAAGGGUUUAGGUAAUGAAAAGUGCAACUUAAACUACAUGAUAUACCCGAAAUUAACCUGACGAAAGUGACAGAUUACUAAUCAAAUGUGCAAUUUAACUUGUAUUUAUUUGAUGUACACUUAAAUAAUUAAAGUAUUUUUUUGUUACCUUUUGAAAUUGUAAAUUUAUCAAUUAAAAAAUCUUAUAAAUGUGAAA
Molecule: messenger RNA, 2776 nt
Organism: Mytilus californianus (California mussel)
Lineage: Eukaryota; Metazoa; Mollusca; Bivalvia; Mytilida; Mytilidae
Product: zinc finger protein ZFP2-like
Exons: 3
Coding region: 90-2282 (730 amino acids)
Biological process (GO): regulation of transcription by RNA polymerase II
Cellular component (GO): nucleus
Molecular function (GO): RNA polymerase II cis-regulatory region sequence-specific DNA binding; DNA-binding transcription factor activity, RNA polymerase II-specific
Source: RefSeq, a predicted model, not a curated record